Limanda limanda (common dab) is the source of this 1311-nucleotide messenger RNA. RefSeq names its product SLX4 interacting protein (gene slx4ip). NCBI's taxonomy places the organism in Eukaryota, Metazoa, Chordata, Actinopteri, Pleuronectiformes, Pleuronectidae. The transcript has 7 exons. Bases 1 to 1311 code for a protein of 436 amino acids. The record is from RefSeq and is a predicted model, not a curated record.
AUGGCUCCCCACAAAUUUGUCAUAAAGUGUGGGAAUUUUGCUGUGCUGGUGGAUCUCCACGUUCUGCCCCUGGGCGGCCAAGAGGACGCCAGCUGGUUUACUAUGGAACACGUUGAGGAGGUUACAGGCCUGGUGCAAGAUGCUGUGGACCAAAGGGUUAAGCAGUACACAGAGUCCCUCCACAAUAGAAGACAGCUCAAGCAAAAGAAGGAGCUGGCAUCUGCUUCAGCCUUUUUUGUGAAAGGGAAAAAGUUCAACCUGGUUGCCAAUUUUCUGAAGCGCCACUUCAACCUCCGAUGCAUUGUCAAGCAGCUCCAUGGGGAUUUGCGUGUGUUUCCUGAACGCUACGUUGUGUGUGUGAGCUAUCACGAGGAUGCCUCAGCACACCAUGGAAACCCGAGCCUGGCCGCAACCGAGCUGAGCGAACAAAGCAGAUCAGAAUAUUUUUCCAGAGUGGGAGAAACCCAAGAGCCUUUAAACAGCCCCACAAAAACAAAGAAGACGGUGCUUCAAAAGAUAGCCAAGCAAGCUGGUGUCCAGCAGCAGCUCUGUGCUUCCAGUAUGGGGGAGCAGCAAAUGGACCAGAGAGCCGGCCCAGAAGAACAAACAGGGGAACUAGGACCUGGAGAGUCAGAAUCAAGCCAAAGAGAGAUUGCACCCAGCUCUAGACAGAAGUUACUCUCGGAAGCAGACGACAAAGUGCCUGCCCCUGGUGCCUUAACCGAAGCCACGGCUCAGAUUGAGUCUACUCAAAAGCAGGGCCCGACCCUGGAACAGCAGACUGAGAAUAAUCCUCCAGACAGCAAAAACCCAACUGGAGCCUCUGUAGUUUUCUGGCAACAAGAAAUCAGUCAUGAGACCAACAAGAGCAAGAGAUGCAAGCCGAGCAACGCUGGGGAAGACCCUCACCCACGGAGGGCCAAGAGGACGUGCCUUGGAAGACCUCCAGCCCCAACGCAAACUCACUCCACCAAGUGCUCUACACAAACAUCCAAGCAUGACCUUCUUCCUCCGCCGCCCCUUCCUCCAGUCGAAGCCAAGUCAGAGUCCAAGGCUUUCCCAGUCUCCGAGUGCACCAAAACCACACUGGAAGUAGAGCUGCUUACGCCAGGGAAACGCGCCCAGAGGCUCCCCCUCACAAGCAAUAACACGGCACAGACAAACCAAAACAGGCUGGCCACAAGUCUGAGGGGCCUAUCUGUCAAGCCUGCAUCCUCGGGCUCCUCUAUUAGUUCCAGAUCCGCACUCGGAGAGGAGGGGAAUGAAAAUGUGCCCAGAACCUCGAGAUUACGACGAAUGAAGAGGUCCUGA